Molecule: messenger RNA, 1176 nt
Organism: Lithohypha guttulata
Lineage: Eukaryota; Fungi; Ascomycota; Eurotiomycetes; Chaetothyriales; Trichomeriaceae
Exons: 1
Coding region: 1-1176 (391 amino acids)
Molecular function (GO): sarcosine oxidase activity; flavin adenine dinucleotide binding
Source: RefSeq, a predicted model, not a curated record
AUGACUCAAGAAACACAGAUCACGGAACACUUCGACGUCGCUGUGGUCGGCUUGGGUUGCCUUGGAAGUGCGGCUGCCUAUCAUGCAGCUCGAAAAGGUGCCCGAGUCAUCGCGUUUGAGCAAUUUGAGCUAGGACAUGUACGUGGAGCCUCACACGACACAUCACGUAUCGUCAGGACCUCGUACGACACACCCGAUUAUGUAGCGCUUGCAAAGGCCGCUUACAAAGAUUGGGCUGACCUCGAGAAAGCUGCUGGUGUAAAGCUAGUGACCGUGACGGGUGGCUUGACCUUCAUCACCAAGGACAGUGGUGUGUCAGCUCAUAAUUACGCCAGCAGUUUGAAAGCCAACAACAUUCCUUACGAACUCCUCGAUAUCUCCGAAGUUAGCAGACGGUGGCCUCAAUUUGAAUUAGAGGAUGGCAUAGAGACUGUCUACACCGCGGAUUCAGGCAUUGUCCACGCCGCAAGAUCAGUUGCAGCUAUGCAAUACGUUGCACGUAGCUAUGGUGCCGUUCUCAAAGAAUUCACACGGGUUGAUCGUGUAAGACCAGAAAUACCAGGUGAGAGGGUAAUUGUCAACACAUCGAGAGGAUCAUGGUCUGCAACCAAAGUAAUUUUGGCCACUGAUGCUUGGACGAACGAGCUCCUUGCACCACUCAAAGCAGAGAUUCCUUUGACCGUCACGCAAGAGCAAGUGACGUACUAUAAACCAACUAGAAUUACUGAUUUUGAGCCUGGCCGGUUUCCUUUAUGGAUCUGGGCGGGUAAGUUGUGGUUCUAUGGGUUUCCAACAUUUGGUGAGCCGACAAUCAAAGCUGGCCGUGACCAGGCAGAAAACUAUAUGACACCUGAGCAGCGUACUUACGUGCACUCUCCUACUUUACUCCAGCAGUUGACAGAUUUCAUCGACAAGCUCAUUCCUGACAAGACUCGUAAAGCGCUUCGUACAGUGACAUGUCAGUACACUGUUACUCCAGGCCGACAAUUCAUCAUCAGUCCACUAGCAAAUCAUCGAGACAUCAUUCUCGCCCUGGGAGCCGCCCACGCUUUCAAAUUCGCACCUGCUAUCGGUCGUGUGCUGGCAGAGUUGGCGAUUGACGGGAGUACUAGUGAAGACAUCUCCACCUUCGGAAUACCGCAUACUGAACUCACGCUAUCUGCUUCUAAACUCUAG